Messenger RNA from Panonychus citri (citrus red mite), 931 nucleotides. RefSeq lists its product as uncharacterized. The coding region runs from base 45 to 803 and encodes 252 amino acids. The transcript is spliced from 9 exons. Lineage: Eukaryota; Metazoa; Arthropoda; Arachnida; Trombidiformes; Tetranychidae. The record is from RefSeq and is a predicted model, not a curated record.
UAGUUUAUUAUUAACUCUAAUUGUUGAUCAAAUCAUUUCAUUGUAUGAAAAAACCACCAAUAAAUAAGAUGAUUAUAGCAAUUAGUAAAUUGUUGAUUUGUUUAAUCACUUUGUCAAGUGUAACCUCAAUCCCAUUGGAUUUAAAUAAUGAUGAUCAAGUGAACGGUUAUCUCAAACAAUUAAUCACAAAGGAAUUAACUAAACUGGAAUCAUCAGGCUGGAAAAGUCAAGACCCAUUGUUGAAUAAUGUGAUAAUUAAAGCAACUGAUUUAGUUGAAAAUGGACCAGAAAUUGUUUGGUUUGAAGAUGAAAAUGUUUUAGAUAAUGUGAUCAGCAAUUUAAGAAAUUAUCUUACAUUUCUCAAAGAAUCAGGUUUUAAUCCCGAUGGUUCAAUUGUUGAUAAUGUUAACAUCUUAUCAAAACUGAUUGUCAACAAUCAAGAUGAAUUAUCACCAGAUAUAACCUCACAAUUGGAAUCGAAACUUGAACAAUUAAUACUGAAAGGAUUCAAAGAUUUCCAAUCACCAGAUUUCGAUGUGAAUAAAUCACUAAUUGAAAAUCUAAGUAAAUUGUUGGUCAAAAGUGUCUCAUCAAAUGCUUACAAAACUGAUUUACCAAUUUUUGAAUCAUUUAAUAUCGCCCAUGCCUAUCAAUGGAUAUCACUACACAAUCAGCUUGCAAUGGACCCAACAGCUGAAACAAUUAGUCAAAUUGUUUUGUCAACUUUGAUUUCAAUUUACUUUCCAGGUUACAGUCCUGGUUUAUCAUUGGAUAAAAUUGUUUACAAGUUUAUAAAAGUUUGAAUUGAUUGUAACCAAAUUGUCAAUAUGUAAACAAGAAUCAUGAUCAAUUGAAUCAACAGCAAUUAAUAAUAAUCAUUGAUGAUAAAAUAUUAUUGACAUUAAAAAAACUUUGUUCAUAUCAAAUCAAA